AUGGCCACGGAACAACCAAUUCCUCGACACCUCAGGAGCCCUGGUGACGAUGGUUAUCGGACACCCACCAUCGAAGAUGCGGAAAGGACCUUGUCCAUUCUCGGGGGAGACAGUCCCGGCAGCGUCACUCGCGAUGUUCAUAGUUCCGCUUUAGAUGCAGCACUACAACGGACUUUGUCGCGGGCGACCGAUCAAUCGAGCAGCAAAGAGCGCAAUACCUCUGCCAUGUAUGAGAGUUCUGCUCUCUCGCGAAGAAUCACCGAUGCGUCGGCUUCCAGUCUCAGUUGGAAAAAGCGCAUCCGACAUGUUACGUGGGCGUACUUCACGUUGACUAUGGCGACGGGUGGCCUGGCCAAUGUCUUCUAUGAUGUUCCUUAUCGGUUCCGGGGCUUAGAUACGAUUGGAAUCGUGGUUUUUCUGCUCAAUAUUGUCCUCUAUCUUAUGAUUUGGGGUCUCUUGAUUGCGCGGUUUUAUCAUUAUCCCUAUACCUUCAAGGCUUCUUUCUUGCAUCCGACCGAGUCCUUGUUUGUGCCCGCCUCGGUAGUCUCCUUUGGCACAAUAUUGAUCAAUAUAUCCCAGUACGGGGCGGGAAACGCGGGUGGUUGGCUGAUGCGCGCAGUGGGCAUCUUGUUCUGGAUUGACGCCGCACUUGCGGUGAUCUUCUCAGCGGGGAUCUACCUUCUUCUAUGGUCAACACAGACAUUCACAAUUGCUCAAAUGACCCCGAUCUGGAUCUUUCCGGCAUAUCCUAUGCUGAUCAUUGGACCGCAUGCCGGUAUUUUGAGCAGCAAACUGGACCCGUCGCGUGCUCUGUCCAUUAUUAUUGGGGGCACCACCAUUCAGGGAGUUGGGUUUCUGGUUUCCCUGAUGGUAUAUUCGGCCUUUAUCUAUCGACUCAUGACUCAGAAGCUCCCGAGAGAAAACGUUCGACCGGGUAUGUUCGUUUCUGUUGGACCAAGCGGCUUUACAGUCGCUGGGAUCGUGAACAUGGCGGCUGAGGCAAAGAGGUCGUUUCCGAUUGACUUCAUGGGCAAUGGGGCAUUGGCUGGGGAUGUGUUGCGGGUGGUCGUCGAUUUUGCGGCACUAUGGCUGUGGGGGCUGGCCAUCUUCUUUUUCAUCAUUGCAGGUGCCGCCCAUUGGUCGGCUAUUGGGCCAGGUCGAAUGGUCUUCUCCAUGACCUGGUUCUCCUUUGUGUUUCCCAACACUGCCUUAGUCACUGCCACCUUUGCCAUUGGCAAAGCAUUUUCCUGCAAAGCCAUCAAUGUCGUGGGGUGUGCUGCGGUCUUUCCGCUCAUCUUGAUGUACUUUUUUGUAUGCUAUAUGAUGAUGAGAGCGAUCAUCCUGCGCCAGAUUCUAUGGCCCCAGAAAGGCGAGGAUCGGGAUGAAGGCGGGUUCGAGAUCCACCAAAUCAAGCCGGGCGCUGAACUCCAGGAUGAAGAUGUUGUUGUUUAG
Molecule: messenger RNA, 1452 nt
Organism: Penicillium alfredii
Lineage: Eukaryota; Fungi; Ascomycota; Eurotiomycetes; Eurotiales; Aspergillaceae
Product: tellurite-resistance/dicarboxylate transporter family protein
Exons: 4
Coding region: 1-1452 (483 amino acids)
Biological process (GO): malate transmembrane transport
Cellular component (GO): membrane
Molecular function (GO): malate transmembrane transporter activity
Source: RefSeq, a predicted model, not a curated record